Paraglomus occultum is the source of this 798-nucleotide messenger RNA. The record is from the annotation of a GenBank genome assembly. NCBI's taxonomy places the organism in Eukaryota, Fungi, Glomeromycota, Glomeromycetes, Paraglomerales, Paraglomeraceae.
AUGUAUCAAGGAAGCACAAGGAAGAGAAGCUGCGCAGACGAAGCUGAAAGUCAAAUUCAAAAUUUUCCAAGCAAACGACCCCACACUACACACGAUACCAUUUCCAUUUCUUCGCCACCAUUAACACCUCAUCAUGUCCGUUCUACUUCCCAUACACCAAAUUCCACAUUCGGAGAUAUCCUCGUAUAUAACAAAUUACCUACUCUCGUCCAGUCCCGCGCUCGUAAAGCAGCCCUUGUAGACAAUUUGAUCGAUUUGGCCGUAGAAAUAGUAGAAGAGAUCUGGUCACCGUUCACCGUUAAUCCGAACGUAAGGCUAGUGUCCUUGAAGACAUUCAUAAAAAAGCUGUUGCAAGGAAUGCGAGUAUCCUUUUCCACACUGCAGAUCUGUUUGCUGUACCUCGUCCGUGUGCAACAUUGCAUAUUCAAACGUGCACAGACAUCAAGUCGUGGAGAAUCCAAGAAAGAUCCAACCAUAUGCGCACGCCGAAUGUUCCUUGCCGCAUUGAUGACAGCUCACAAGUACACUCAAGACAAAAAAUAUCACAUUAGAACCUGGAGUGACGUCUCGGGUCUUUCCGUUCAGGAGAUCUGCGUGAACGAGCGAUUGUUUUUAGAACUGCUAGAUUAUAAAUUAUUCGUAAACGAUGAAGAUUUUAAAAGAUGGUGUGUCCUGCUAUUGAUCACUAUUCAGAAGAUUGCUGGCGAGGAUAUGGAUAAGGCUAGCAUCUGUCAAAGCGAAAAGGGAAAGCAAGUGAUGAUGGAGUUUAGAAGGGAGAUAAGAGGGAUGGUGGUUUAG